Maniola jurtina (meadow brown) is the source of this 1037-nucleotide messenger RNA. RefSeq lists its product as uncharacterized. Bases 87 to 833 code for a protein of 248 amino acids. The transcript has 5 exons. The record is from RefSeq and is a predicted model, not a curated record. Lineage: Eukaryota; Metazoa; Arthropoda; Insecta; Lepidoptera; Nymphalidae.
CCUCUCUAUGCCAUACAAACCUCUAGUUAAUACGCCUUGCACGCAUUUAUUGAAUUAAACCAUUUAAUAUUAAAUAGUGUCACAUCAUGUCCCUUAAAGUGACACUUGGUUUGUUUGUGGUCUAUCUCACCCUUGCUAACGGUGCCAGCAUUUUAGACUUCCUGGAUUGGGAUGGUGAUAAGAAGUUGAUCGAUGUACCGGAGCUUCGCAAUGAUCAGCCGAACAGGAACUGUUUGUGCAAAGGUCCCGCCUGCGUUUGCUGUGUGGACUUCAAUAUCACCUUUGUUGAUCUUGGUGGACCAGGUUGCGUUCAUAUGAAAUAUGUGUCGCCGGAAGAAGGAUUUUCGGUGAAUGUAUCUUACGGCAAAAAUCUUCUGCAUACUUCUAAAAUUCAAGGAGCCAACCCAGCACCGAUAUGCCUCGAGGUCUUCGGUAAAUUCGCACAAGUCUGCGCCAAGUUUAACGACCUUGCUCCCACGGCAGAUGGUCUUCGUGGUUGUCUUGAGCUUGAACCCAGAUUACUUGGAGAAGCCCAAUUGGAGUUCCCGAUUGGUUGCUUUAAAUCUACUGCCGACGGGAUGGAAAUGGAGGAUCCUCCCGCGGAACCAGAAGAGACGACAGAAGAAAACACAGCCGAAGAAAGCACGUUCGAUGUAGGAUUCCUAACUGACUUAGUCAUAACCGCUGAAAAGGGUAUCGCAUUCCUAAGCAACUUCCUCGAGAUCCCCAAGAAAACAAAUGAAACUACAACUGUCAAACCUGUCACCAGCACACCCCAGGAUAGUUCUCAAAGAAGGGCUCCAAAGAAUAUCAAACACCCUAACCAGUUGUGAUAGUUCCUAUUCCUAAAUAGUAUACCUAUAGGUUUAAGUACAAAAAGGCAUUUCGUAGUUAAGCUAUAGCUUGCCAUCGUGUUAUGCUCUCUUUUGAAAAAAGUAGGCGCUGAAUCUUCUCCUAUUUAUUUGCUUUAAUAAUGAUCUAGUUGUACACGUAUAAUGUAUUAUUAAGUGUUGAUUAAUAAAUUAGUAUAGCGAGUU